CCCAUUCCAGCGAACCACAUUCCCUUCGUCCACCAUUGGCAGCACACCCAGAAUGCUGUUGCUCUGCUGCUGAGCUGACACGCAGGGCAAGCAACCAUCACAAUUUGCCACCAUGGCGGAAACACCUCUCCAGCCGAUGCCAGUUCUGCUGGGAUUUCAUCCGCCACUUUGAGCGUCGAUACUAGACAAGACUCAAGACCCGACUACACAUCUGGCUGCAGUUCGACAGCUCCUAGGACGUUCCGGUUCCGGUUUUCGGGCUAUUCAGCUAGAUCCGGACACCUGUCGAUGUUCCCUGGUUGCAAAUCACGACUUUCGAUCCGUUAGGUCACGCAUCCCUCGGUGGCGAUGGUCGCCCUAAGGAGAAAGUCGUCUCGGUUCAUUGCCGCCUAGCAGUGCCUGGACGAGCGCCGGUCAACUUCCUGUGCGUUAAGGAGCCUUGCCCUAUCUGGCAUGGCCGGAUCCCAAGCUUCAGCCCCCACCCACACCACGGCUGACGUCGCUACAGCUGCUCGCGAACCUGACGUCGCAGCGUUUGCGAACGGUAACCACGAAGCGUCGCAGCUGCCCAGCGUCGCAUCUGCGACAGGCCAUUCUGACGUCGGCGAAACGACGCCGGCACCUUCGGAUGUAGUUGUAGCCCCUGCAGGCGCACUGGCCAGCGCGGAAGGGGGAGCGGAAGGGGGAGCGGAAGGAGUUGCGCAGCGGCGGAAAGCGGAAGCGGAGGAAGCGGCGAUGCGGAGCCGGGAAGAAGCGGAAGGAGGCGAGAGCGGAGGAGCUCGGAGCGGGGGAACUGCGCCGGACGCUGAGUUGGAUUCUGCCAUUGGCGGAGAAGAAACACCUGCUGCAGCUGUUGCGGAGGCAGCAGCGGCGGCGUUGGCGGAAAAGGGGGCCGCAGAGGGCGGAGCGGCGGGAGGGGGGGGAGGCACGCUGAACAAAGAGGGAGAGGAUAAGGCGGAGCAGGAGCAGCAGGAGGAGCAGCAGGAGGAGCAGGAGCAGGAGGAGGGGGAAAGGGGGGAAGGGGAGGGGGAGGAGGAGCAGAAGGAGGAGGACGUAGUGGCGAAGUUCAGUUCCGCUGCAGCGUUUGUGGAGGCGGGGCUGCAGGACGCCGCGGACGACGCGUGCAGCAUAUGCCUCGACGACUUCACGCCCGACGAACCCUCCACCCCAACCACGUGCAACCACCACUACCACCUGCAGUGCAUUCUUGAAUGGGCACAGCGCAGCAAGGACUGCCCCAUGUGUUGGCGCACUCUAGUGCUCAAGGACCCUGACAGUCAAGAGCUGCUGGCAGCGUGUGCAGCGGAGAGGGCGAUGAGGGCGCAGCAGGCGGCAGCGGCGGCAGCAGCGUCUUCCCGCAUGCACAUGAACCGCGCUGCUCUGGAGGAGUUUGCAGCGCUGCAGCAACGGCUAGCAGAGCUAUCUGAGGAUUCAGAGCUGGAGAGGCGAAUCCUACAGCACCUGGCUGCCGCUGCAGCAGCAGCAGGCUUCUCCUCCCGCUCCGCGCACCAGUACCUACACCACCACAACCACCGCCACCAGCAUGGCUCCGAUCGCCAGCAGCAGCAGCGCUUGCGGCAACACCAUCGCCAGCAGCAGCAGCAGCAGCAGGGAGAGGAUGAGGAGUCUGGCGGGGGUGCAGGUGAGAUGGCUCUUCGCCAAACCAGAUCGGCUGGCUCGAGUGGCCGUAUUAGGUUCGGCGGCAGCAGUGGUGGUGCUGGCGGGAUUUAUUUCGGGGAGAGCCGGCAGGAGGAGGGAGGAGGGAGCUUAACUCCUCCGAAUGCGUUUCUGUCGGCCUUUACACGCUCGUCCAAUGCACUUUCGCUGCAAGACAUGGAGGGAAGAACAGGGGAUCACGCAGCAGGAGAGCGAGGAGGAGAACGGGGCGGAUCAGGAGGAGGAGGAGGAGUAUUGGUGACUGGAUUCGGCAGGGGAGGGCCGGGAGCAAUAGGAGGAGGCAACUCCUCCACUCCUUCUUCCAACCGCUUUUCUGCCCCCCUCUCCUCCGCCCUCCCGCGCUUGCAAUCCUCCCAUCCCGGCUCUGCACCCCGCACUGUGUCCCCCCCGAGCCUCACGGCAAGCCUCGCCCGCAGAGCAGCAGGGCAAGGGGCGAGAGAAGGCGGACAGAGCGGAAGGGAGGGCGGGGGUUCGGGCUGGCCCUCCUCCUUCUCCCUCUCGGGACAAGGCUCAGGGGCUGGUGGGGGGGGAAGCGCACGGGGGGGCGGAGGGGGAGCGGGAGGGGGGCGGGAUGGCGGGUCGGGGACGGGGCAUGGAGGGUCGUCGUCGUCGUCGUCGUCAUCAGGGUCGUUCCUCUCUGGCCCUGCUUCCUCUGCCAUGUCCGCCUUUGCUAGCCUUGCCGCGGCGCUGGGUGGGGGGGGUGGGGGAGGAGGAGGAGACGGGUCUAGUGGGGGAGGGGGAGGGGGAGGGGGAGGGGGAGGUGGUGGUGGUGUGGGUUCAUGGUUCUUUGGCUCGUUUUCUCAGUUGGGGAGUCGGUCGCAGGGGGGAGGCGGAGGAGGAGGAGGAGGAGGAGGAGGAGGAGGUGGGGGAGGAGGGUUUGGAGGGGGAGGGACAGGGGGGUUUGGAGGGGGAAGCGGUUCGGGUGGGCGGUUAGCAAGUCAAGGCACGAGCACUCAAGGCCCAUCCCGCUCAACCUACUCGCCACCGUAUGUUGCCUCUCAACGUGCCAGCAGACCCUCCCCCCGCACAGCGGCCAGCACCCCAUCCUCCCCCCCACCGCCUCAGUCCAUGAGCAUGUCAGAACCAGACUCGCCCUCUCGCCUGCCCUCUGCUGCUGCGCCUGCCUCCACUACCACCGCUACCUCUGCCCACUCCCCGGCCAGUCACGCCGUUCGAGGGGUAUUCUCGCCCCCGUCUCGGCCCGCUAGCUCCUCCCUGUCUCUCGCUCCUGGCAGAAACGGCUCCUCUUCCCCUCAGGUUUCCUUCCGCAUCUCCUCCCCCAAUGCUGCUGGCGCUGGUGAUGCUUCGCCGCCUGGUGUUUCUGCUGCUGCCCAUGGUGGCGCUGCUGCUGCUGCAGGGACGGGCAGCAACAGUAAUCAAACAUGAGAGGGAAGCCCAGCCCCAUAGUCUUGAGUCUUGACCCAGCCCCCGUGUUAUGAAGCUGUCUAUUAUCGUAUGGAUCUACAGUGUAUCAUGCUUCACAUUCACACACACCCCCCAUGGUGCACCCUCCUAUAAACUACCGUAUCAGUAGACGAUGACACUCGUCUUGCCCACCUUCUGGUGUCGUGUGCACAUCUCAUUGUGCCCAGCACAUUCUUGACGAUCAUUCGCCCAUUUGUCAAGUUCUUCACUAAGCUAUUACAGUACAUUCAGUGGGGCCACCCACCACCAUACGUUGUUUGUAGAGCAUGAACAGAAAGUGUUGUAUUGUACUUGACGCACCAAAUAUAAGGGCGUGUCCAGC
Messenger RNA from Closterium sp. NIES-67, 3424 nucleotides. The record is from the annotation of a GenBank genome assembly. Lineage: Eukaryota; Viridiplantae; Streptophyta; Zygnematophyceae; Desmidiales; Closteriaceae.